Messenger RNA from Lotus japonicus, 2953 nucleotides. RefSeq names its product pentatricopeptide repeat-containing protein At2g22070. The coding region runs from base 75 to 2417 and encodes 780 amino acids. The transcript has a single exon. The record is from RefSeq and is a predicted model, not a curated record. NCBI's taxonomy places the organism in Eukaryota, Viridiplantae, Streptophyta, Magnoliopsida, Fabales, Fabaceae. Gene Ontology annotation, molecular function: zinc ion binding; protein binding; RNA binding. Gene Ontology annotation, biological process: RNA modification.
UCAAACUGCCAGUAACGAACACUUGAUGUUGGUGCAAGCUUCAGGCGCCAAUUCAACACACCCUGUUCGUGUUGAUGGAGUUCCCAAAACCUCCCUCCCAUUCGGAACUAUACGUCAAUCUUCUCCAAUCUGCCAUCAAAUCCAGAGACCCAUUCGUCGGAAGACCCAUUCACGCUCAAAUCAUCAAACACGGCCUCUGCAUUGGCAGUGUCUUCUUGAUGAACAACCUCCUCAACUUCUAUGCACAAACCGGCUCCUUCUCCGAUGCUCACCGAGUGUUCGAUGAAAUGCCACUAAAGACCACCCAUUCUUGGAACACCAUUCUCUCCGCUUAUGCCAAAGGGGGCCACAUGGAUACUGCACGCCGCGUGUUUGACGAAAUUCCUCAACCGGAUUCUGUGUCGUGGACCACGAUGAUUGUCGGGUAUAACCGCGUGGGCCUCUUUAACGUUGCCAUUCGGAUGUUUCUCAACAUGAUUUCCUCUGGAGUUUCGCCGACCCAGUUCACUUUUACUAAUGUUCUUGCCUCCUGUGCUGCAACUGAAGCAUUGGGUAUUGGUAGGAAGCUGCAUUCCUUCAUUGUGAAACUGGGGCAAGCCGGUGUUGUUCCAGUUGCGAAUUCGCUGCUUAACAUGUAUGCUAAGUCAGGUGAUUCGGUAAUGGCGAAUGUUGUUUUCGACCGGAUGAGGAUCAAAGAUAAAUCAACUUGGAAUAGUAUGAUUUCAAUGCAUAUGCAGUUUGGUCGACUUGACCUUGCAGCUGCCCUCUUUGACCAAAUGACUGAUCGAGAUACUGUCUCUUGGAAUUCCAUUAUCACAGGUUACAGCCGUCAGGGAUGUGACAUCGAGGCCUUGGAAACAUUUUCUAGUAUGCUUAGGAGUUCAUCCUUAAAGCCAGAUAAUUUUACACUGGGGAGUGUUCUGUCAGCUUGUGCCCAUCUUGAAAACUUGAAACUUGGGAAACAAAUCCAUGCAUAUAUUAUAAGAGCCAAUAUUGACAUCUCUGAGGCAGUACAAAAUGCGCUGAUCUCAAUGUAUGCAAAAUCAGGUGCUGUUGAGAUAGCUCUAAGGAUAGUAAAACUAACCGGUACUUCGAGUAUUAAUUUUAUAGCACUCACAUCACUGUUGGAUGGUUAUGUCAAAAUUGGGGAUGUAAUCCUGGCAAGAGAGAUAUUUGACUCAUUAAAACGUCGUGAUGUAGUUGUAUGGACUGCAAUGAUUGUAGGUUACACACAGAAUGGCUUAAUCAGUGAUGCUUUGGCGUUCUUUAGGACAAUGAUUGGAGAAGGACCAAAGCCGAACAGUCACACCCUGGCAGCGGUAUUAAGUGCCUUGGCUUCUCUAGAGCAUGGUAAGCAGCUUCAUGCAACUGCAAUAAGAUUGGGAGAAGUAUCAUCUGUUUCCGUGGGUAAUGCUUUAAUUACCAUGUACUCAAGAUCUGGAAGCAUCAAUGAUGCAAGAAAAGUAUUUGCACAGAUAUGCUCCAACAGGGAUACAGUGACUUGGGCUUCUAUGAUUAUUGCUCUUGCUCAACAUGGUCUUGGAAACGAGGCAAUAGAACUGUUUGAAAUGAUGCUAAAAUCUAACUUAAAGCCUGAUCACAUAACUUAUGUAGGUGUGCUGUCUGCCUGCACACAUGUGGGACUGGUAGAGCAGGGUAAAUAUUACUUUAAUUUGAUGAAAAUUGUUCAUCACAUUCAACCCACCCCUAGCCACUAUGCAUGCAUGGUUGACCUAUUUGGACGUGCUGGAUUGCUUGAAGAAGCAUAUAAUUUUAUAAGAAGUAUGCCUAUUGAACCAGAUGUUAUAGCUUGGGGUUCACUUUUGUCUUCUUGUAGGAGUCAUAAAAAUGUGGAUUUGGCUAAAGUGGCAGCUGAAAAUUUGCUUCUUAUUGAUCCUAACAAUAGUGGGGCUUACUCGGCGCUUGCUAAUACACUUUCAGCCUGUGGUAAGUGGGAGGAUGCUGCAAAGAUUAGGAAGUCAAUGAAAGACAGAGCAGUGAAGAAAGAACAAGGAGUCAGUUGGGUUCAAAUCCAGAACAAAGUCCAUAUUUUUGGGGCUGGAGAUGCACUUCACCCGCAAAGAGAUGCAAUCUACAGUAUGAUUUCGAAAGUAUGGAAGGAGAUAAAGAAAAUGGGCUACACUCCGGACACUGAUUCUGUAUUGCAUGACCUAGAGCAAGAAGUGAAGGAACAAAUCCUUAAACAUCAUAGUGAAAAACUCGCCAUUGCAUUUGCAUUAAUAAAUACUCCAAAAUAUACUACGCUGAGGAUCAUGAAGAACCUUAGAGUUUGUAAUGACUGCCAUUCCGCCAUAAAAUAUAUCUCUAUGCUUAUGGGAAGAGAAAUUAUAGUAAGAGAUGCCACGCGUUUUCAUCAUUUCAAGGAUGGUUUCUGUUCCUGUCAGGAUUACUGGUAGAAGAAACAAGUAAUGUACAUGUAUAUUCACCUGAGAAUAAUAUAAACACUGACAGGAGCAUAAAUUUGCCAUCACUUCCUAUCUGAGUUGACUUUUGACCUUAGGUUUGGCUUCAAAUGAAUGAGUACAAGAAUGUUUAUGAGUCCAUCAAUUGCUUUUAUGAACUCCUUUCUAUGUAUCUUGGAGAUGAAAUCCUAUGUUACCAAAUUGGACAUAUUCAAGAACUCUGGAUUUGAGCAUAUCACUUCAGAUAAUGCAGCCCUCUGCAAAGGUUACAACUGCUGUCCGUUCAUGUUUAUUUAUGCCCUAUAGUUGACUUUCGAUUUCUUUAGUUGCUAGUCUACUAGUGGUAGGCUCGAGGGGAAUUUGUUCUAUAAGGAGCGCAAGAGCAUUUUGGGGGCAUAAAAACAUGUAUUGCUGUCGGUGUGUUGAUUCUUUCUGUAAAGUAUACAAAGCGAUAAGCUGGAAAUGUACAACUUCUAUAUAAUACACACAUUUUAUCUUUAAUGUCAUUUUCACUCAAAUUUUCUUCCUAA